UGACGCCACUUCCACCCAGCAUCCUGCCGCAGACUGGGCGACCUCGCCUCUCGUUCUGCGUCUGCUGCCGCCACACAACCCAAAACUAGAACCAGAACCGGAACCGCGACAAGAAGCGGCCAUGCCAGAAACCAGCAAAACUCACGUGAUCCUGCUGUCGUGCGGCAGCUUCAAUCCCAUCACCUAUGGACACAUCCAUAUGUUCGAAAAGGCAAGGGACUAUCUGCACAAAAGUGGCCGUUUCAUCGUGAUCGGCGGGAUCAUUUCGCCAGUGCACGACUCAUAUGGAAAAGCUGGUCUGGUGUCCAGCAGGCAUCGUCUGACCAUGUGUCAGCUGGCCGUGCAGUCGUCCGAUUGGAUCAGGGUGGACCCCUGGGAGUGCUACCAGGAUACAUGGCAGACCACCUGCAGUGUCCUGGAGCACCACCGAGACCUGAUGAAGCGAGUGACGGGCUGCAUUUUAUCAAACGUCAACACACCAUCGUCGACUCCCGUCAUCGGUCAGCCACAGACACAGGCUCCGCCCAUUUACCAGAACCACAACAACUUGAAUCACAAGACCACUUCCGUGAAACUUUGGGGAAAGCUGAAUGAGAGUUUGGCCAAAGUUUGCUGUGUGCGUCCUCACAUGGAACGCUUUACCUUCAUUGAUGAAAACGCCAACUUAGGACCUGCUAUGACAUACGAGGAGAUCGAGUUGCGCAUCUUGCUCCUGUGUGGAAGUGACCUCUUGGAAUCCUUCUGCAUUCCUGGCCUGUGGAAGGACAGUGAUAUGGAGGUGAUCGUGGGUGACUUCGGCAUGGUGGUGGUCCCUCGUGACGGCGCUGACACGGAACGGAUCAUGAAGCAGUCAUCGGUGCUGCGCAAGCACCAGGACAACAUCGUGGUGGUGACGGAUGACGGCAAGCAUCCCAUGGCGAAGGUCAGCUCCACUAAGAGCAGGCUGGCGCUGCAGCACGGCGACGGCCAUGUUGUGGACUAUCUGUGUCAGCCGGUCAUCGACUAUAUCCUCAACACGCAGCUCUACAUCAAUGCUUCGGGAUAGGUGCCGCUCGUAGUGCUGCGCGAACAUGUCUCCCGCUCGCUUUCACAACGCAUAUUCAGUGCAGUGAACCCUCACCCAUGCCCCUCGCCUCGACGUUCCACAUCCACUCGCAUCACACCAGAGCCUAAAAAGCAACUUUUUCGCCCUUUCAACACAUUGACAUUCAGCAUACAUACUUCAACUUUUUCCAAGUAUCUCUUUGUGCCUCUUCUCCAAAUGAGAGGCACAGCGUGCUUGCCUCAAGCUGUUUAUUUGCCACGGCAGUUGGUUUACUGAAAAAAAAAUGGACAAAUAUAAGAGAAAGACAAUUAACCAUUAUGUAUUUAAAUACCUACGUGCUCAACCAAACCAUAUGAUGAAGUUGAACCAAAGUUCAUUAGCUUAAUGCUAACAUUAAAUGGAAAACGCGAUAGAGAGGCUGACGGAAAUGAUCAUUGACAUUAUGGUAGCUCUAAACCUUUAAAACAUUGGCCACUGUAUGUCCGGGCAUAUUGCCAGACAUCAUAAUCUACAAAGGUUGCCAGUUGAGGCAACUGAAAUAUUUUUGUUGAAAAAGUUUCACCUUCAGUUUGAAAUUUUAGGCCUAACUCACGCAAACAGAGCAUCUACACAUACAAACAGCAUUCAACAAUACUCACUGACAUAUAUUUUCUCUGCUAUAGGGGACCCUCUUUGACUCUUCGUCUUGCUCGUAAUUACGGCACAUGUCUUUGGGUGUUGCUCAGUGCUGCCUCACAUGUUGUGGCACAAUGUGGUACUGCACUUAACACAACUCCAAACUCGAUCCUGCCUGUUAACUGUAAAAACCGGUAAAAUGAAUUUGCUUCAAAUGUGUAACAUAGCGGAGUCCAUGGGGGAUAAAUGGCAACUAAGUGGGGGUUCACUGUAACUGCGGGACUGAUGCACACGCACGUGUGCGUGCGUGUGUGUGUGUG
This is a messenger RNA of Hippocampus comes (tiger tail seahorse), 1980 nucleotides long. It is a transcript of the gene nmnat2, whose product is annotated as nicotinamide nucleotide adenylyltransferase 2. Gene Ontology annotation, biological process: NAD+ biosynthetic process. Gene Ontology annotation, cellular component: Golgi apparatus. Gene Ontology annotation, molecular function: nicotinamide-nucleotide adenylyltransferase activity; nicotinate-nucleotide adenylyltransferase activity. The record is from RefSeq and is a predicted model, not a curated record. Lineage: Eukaryota; Metazoa; Chordata; Actinopteri; Syngnathiformes; Syngnathidae. The transcript is spliced from 11 exons. Bases 122 to 1045 code for a protein of 307 amino acids.